This is a messenger RNA of Lactuca saligna, 621 nucleotides long. Lineage: Eukaryota; Viridiplantae; Streptophyta; Magnoliopsida; Asterales; Asteraceae. The record is from the annotation of a GenBank genome assembly.
AUGAUGGCAAAAACUGCAAGAUCGAAGGGGGAGGGAGGAUAUCUCAAAGAUGGAGGCAAAGAGAGACAGAUCGGAGAAACACAACAGGUAAAGGGUGUUUGGUUGUUGUUGUUCGACCGGAAGGAAGAGAGACGAGAAAGAGAAGGGUCGACGCCCUUUUCUUGUUGCUGGAGGAUCACCCACAUUCGUAAAAUCUACGUCAUCGGCGACCCACAAACAUCAAGUAACCGACUACCCUUGCACCUCCACUGGGACUUCACCUACGCAUCUUUAGAAUCCCAACGCCUCAAACUAAACCAGGAAUUAGGUGUUUCUGAUAGGAUCAGAUCCUCGGAAAUGGCGGAUGAAGUGAAGUUGUUUGCUGCUGGAGGAAGUCCAUUCGUUUGCAGAGUCCAAAUCGCUUUGAAUAUGAAGGAAAUAAAAUACGAAAAAUUGGAAGAAGAUCUUCACAACAAGAGUGCCGACCUUUUGAAGUACAAUCCUAUUUAUAAGAAAGUAUCGGUGCUGGUUCAUAACGGAAACGCGAUCUCGGAGUCUCUGGUGAUCGUUGAAUACAUUGACGAUGCCUGGAAAGGGGUUCCGAUUUUGCCUCAAGAUCCUUAUCAGAAGGUUGUUGCUUGA